UGCGGUUGGACACGGCCGGACUAGAAGACCAGUAGAACUGGGCCUCAUCGAUGUCUCUAAUUUGUCAUCGAGCCAUGUCGAAUGGAGAAAUAAUCCCUUUACGUGGUCGCUAUUUCUAGCCAACCAUCUAUCUUGGGUGCCUGCUGCCGGGGCGUCCAAGCCCCCGUGGUUAUUUGGCAUUCGUGGCAUUUUUCCAGUUUGGGUGUUGAGGUGUUAUCGCGCCGAGAUAUACCGUGCCACCACUUAGUCCCUAGACAUCGGCUGAGAAUUUUCAGUCCUUGACAUUCAACUGCUUCGUUCCAACAUUAUUCCGUCACCAAACCAGAAUCACUAACAUAAGUCGGCUUAUCAAUAGUGGCGAUAUCUGCUAUGGCUGACACGCCUAAUCGAGGGAUUGUCGUCAUUUCCGGAGGUAGUGCCGCGAAUAACCUCGUCGAUGUUUUUGAUGCCGUGCGAGACAGCAAGGACUGCUUGCUGAGUUACAUCAUCCCAAUUAGUGAUAAUGGUGGCUCCUCGUCGGAGCUGAUCCGAAUCUUUGGGGGCCCUGGAAUCGGCGAUGUUCGAAGUCGUCUCGUGCGGCUAAUUCCAGACUCACCUGCCAAUUCUGAGCGGACCGCGAUCAAGACUCUCUUCAAUCAUCGCUUGCCUGCCCAAGCAGGGGCGGCGGCGCAUGAAUGGCUCACUAUCGUAGAUGGCACGUCCAGCCUAUGGAAGUCCAUCACCCCCGCGAAGAAAGAGUUGAUCCGCUCAUUCUUCAACAUGCUGAAUUUGGAGAUCCUCAAGCGAGCGCGGCCACCGUCUUCCACCUUCGAUUUCACCUCCGCCAGUGUCGGAAAUUUGUUCCUUACGGGUGCGCGACUCUUCAGCGGAAGUUUUGAGAGCGCCAUCUACCUCCUAGGAAGCAUAUGCGGCGUGCAGUCGGACAUAGUGCGUGUCAUCCCGGCAAUCAACUCCAACUUCUCACACCACAUAUCUGCCACGCUCGCCGAUGGAACUGUCAUUGUUGGCCAAAACAGCAUAUCCCACCCGAGCGAGACUACGGCCCUCCAGCGCGACCGUGGCAACCAGCCUAGACGGCCUAGCUUACUCCUUGCCGACGGAGAUGACCUAGAAGAUACUGGCUCGGAUGCCUCCGACGCGGUGUCAUAUGAAGAGGAUCAUCUCCCGGGCUCACUCGCUACCUUGCGGAACAAGAAUAUCUCUUUUAAUAAAGCCGAAAAUGAAGACCUACCCAGCCGGAUCAGCCGGAUUUGGUAUAUCAAUCCAUACGGACAAGAGAUUCGACCACCCGCAAACCCCCGGGUCUUAGAAGCAUUGAGCGAUGCCCAAGCUAUCAUAUAUAGCAUUGGCUCAUUAUUCACCUCUAUCAUACCGGCCAUCAUUCUUCGUGGUGUUGGCAAAAAUAUCAUGACUAGUCCAGCUCGUCACAAGAUCCUCAUUCUGAAUGGUUCUUUGGACCGCGAGACAGGACCUCCAUCUGCACCAUUCCUAGCGUCCGAUUUCGUUGAAGCUAUUGCGCGUGCUUGUGAGGAAAGCCGUGGACGACAUCCACAUGGACCCUCUCACCACCAUGAAGGGUCGCCUUCAUCACCGGAAACUAUCCGGCCACACCCGUCUAUUCCAUACACUGCGUAUGUGACCCAUAUAUUACAUCUGGAUGGGCCCGGCACGCCUCAAGUGGACAGGGAGAGGCUGGCAGAGAUGGGGAUUGAGACCUUGCGCUUAUACGGGCGCAAAGUCACUGUUAUAGAGGGGGACAAGGAGAUUUGUGUGGGAAUGAGAUACGACCCAAAUGCCCUAAUACAAGCACUCGAGGUGGUGUUGGGGAAGAAAGGUGAUGCAAUGGUGCGUGGAGGCCUUGGGAGUGGGUUGGGCAGGAGAAAUACCCUGGACCCCGGCCGGCGCGAUAAAUGAGAGGGGACCAUGAGAUUCCGAAAAUUUAGGGGGGAUUGAUUGUACAUUUAAAUUAUCCAAUAAUCCUAAUGAUAAACAGAAGAAAAUCAUAUAAGGAGUAUAACCGGGUUCAUCGUCGAUUCCAAUAAGGCAUAAAUCAUCAUAUUCGUAAAAUGCUGGCCAGAGUAAAUAAAACACAAAAAUAUUCCAGAACGCCAUGCUAGCCCAUGACCCGCCUUGUGAUGCUCGAAGAAGGAUAUCGGAGAGAUUCAUGCUUUAUUAGGACUGACCAGUCGCCUCUUCUUUGUGGUCACCUUGAGCUUCAAC
Penicillium brasilianum is the source of this 2220-nucleotide messenger RNA. NCBI's taxonomy places the organism in Eukaryota, Fungi, Ascomycota, Eurotiomycetes, Eurotiales, Aspergillaceae. The record is from the annotation of a GenBank genome assembly.